Molecule: messenger RNA, 8601 nt
Organism: Mya arenaria
Lineage: Eukaryota; Metazoa; Mollusca; Bivalvia; Myida; Myidae
Product: mitofusin-1-like
Exons: 19
Coding region: 93-2393 (766 amino acids)
Biological process (GO): mitochondrion localization; mitochondrial fusion
Cellular component (GO): mitochondrial outer membrane
Molecular function (GO): GTP binding; GTPase activity
Source: RefSeq, a predicted model, not a curated record
AUCUGCGUCACAUAGGCGCUCUUUGAGGUUUGCACGUUUCUUUUAAUCUGAAAUAUGGGUGUCUGAGAUCAAGAAACUAGUUGUUGUAAGGAAUGUCAGGAAGUGUUUACACACCUAUGGAGAACCCUGAUCACAGAGGUUCUGGAGAUGCUGGUGUUGGCCACCGCAGUAUAGGUCAUGGACGUAAUGGAAAUGGACGCAUGUCACCAAAUUCACCACUUAAGAGGUUCGGGCAGGCUAAGAAGACAAUAAACGACAUCUUCAGAGAUGUCCUUGAUUUCAUUAAAGAGGCGGAUAAUUUUGUGGAAGGUAUUGCCACAGGCGGUUACCUGGAAGGGGUUUCUUGUCAAGAUCAGGUGAAGGAAUACCGGGAAAAGGUCUGUGGCAUUAUGGAGGUGCUGGCCCGGGACCACAUGAAGGUUGUCUUCUUUGGAAGAACAUCCAAUGGCAAGAGUACAACCAUCAAUGCUAUGUUACGAGAGAAAAUCCUGCCAACCGGUAUUGGACACACGACCAACUGUUUUCUACAAGUGGAGGGGUCAGACUCAACAGAAGGGUACCUGCUUACAGAGGAGGAACCAGAAAAACCCAAGAGUGUUCAUUCAAUCAAGCAGCUUGCCAGUGCUCUAAGCAAUGUGAAGUUGAAGGAAAACUCAUUGAUCCGCAUCCUGUGGCCCAAGUCCAAGUGUCGACUGCUCAGAGAAGAAGUGGUGCUAGUUGACAGUCCGGGUAUAGAUGUAACCCCAGAUCUGGAUCUGUGGAUCGACAAGUUUUGUCUGGAUGCUGAUGUGUUUGUGCUUGUCUCCAACGCUGAAUCUACGCUCAUGCAGACUGAGAAAAAUUUCUUCCACAAAGUGAGUGCCCGCCUGUCCAAGCCCAACAUCUUUAUCCUCCAGAACCGUUGGGACAUCUCGGCAUUCGAAGAUGAUGUCGAUGAGGUGAAGCAGCAACAUCUUGAGAGAAACCUACAGUUCUUGUGUUCAGAGCUGAAUGUGAUGGAUAAACGAGAGGGGGAGGAACGAGUAUUCUUCGUAUCAUCACGGGAGGCACUCGCCUCUAGGCUGAAGGAACAAGGAACACCUACGCCGACUGGUAUUCUUCAAGAAGGCUUCCAGGAGAGACUGUUCACUUUCGCCAACUUUGAACGUGUCUUUGAGGAAUGUAUAUCAAAGACCGCUGUAAAAACAAAGUUCGAGCAGCACACAAACCGAGGGAAAAACAUUACAACAGAAUUGCGCUCUUUGAUGGAGAAAAUGCUCAGGACUUCACAGGAACAAAAUGAGAGAGUCAAUAAAGAAAGGAGAGAAAUGGCCGAUGAACUAGACUACAUGGAAAAACAACUAACUCUGCUGACUACGGAAAUAAAAGACAAGAUUAAAAAUAUGGUGGAGGAUGUAGAAAACAAGGUUGCCAUGACAUUGAAGGACGAGAUUCGAAGACUAGCCAUUCUAGUUGAUGAGUUUGACCGGCCAUUCCAUACUGACCAGACAUCGCUUGACAUAUACAAACAGGAGUUACAUGAACACAUAGAAAACGGACUGGGGAGAAACGUACAGUCCCGAUGCUCAGCGACUUUACAGUCAGCCCUAGAAACUACGCAACAUGAAAUGACAGAGCGACUCUCCGCCCUUCUUCCUGAAGAGGCCCAGCAGCAAAUAAACACUGUGAUGCCCCGCCGUGAUUUUGAAAUCGCUUACCGGCUCGAUUGUAGACGAUUGUGUGAAGAUUUCGAGGAAGAUAUUGCCUUCCGUUUCACACUAGCCCCACGUAACAUCUUGCGAUGGAUGUUUGGUAGAAGGGGGAUACCUGCUCCAUCAAAGCACUUUGAUGCGGUUCCCCGAAAUAUACCAAUGACCCCCCAGGAGCCUCGAACAUUUCGGGAAGCCGACCCAGAUAAUGCCGAAGUCCUGGUUAAUCUCGUAAGCAUUGCCGGGAAUAUCGGACAGAAAACUGCGCUCGGAGGGCUUAUAGUGUGUGGCGUGAUAUAUAAAGCAGUAGGGUGGAAGGUCUUAGCUGUUGGGGUUCUUGGCUAUGGAGGAUUUUACUGCUUUGAAAGAAUGCGUUGGACGUCUAAGGCCAAGGAACGAGCAUUCAAGGCACAGUACGUCGACUAUGCCAGCAGCAAACUGAAACUGAUUGUAGAUUUGACGAGCUCAAACUGUAGUCAUCAAGUACAACAGGAGUUAACUUCGACGUUCGCCCGGUUGUGUAACGAGGCUGACAUCACCAAACAGAAGCUGGAAGAUGAGAUCAAACAGCAGGACAUUGUCAUCUCACAACUGGGGGUUAUAUCUGCCAAGUCUAAAACUUACAGGAACAAAGCAGACUGGUUGGACAAAGCCCUGGACAACUUCAAGGAACAGUUCCUGAUCGCUCUUACUUCAGGUGUAUGACCUGUGUGUCAUCCUUCGAUAACACUUUGUAAAAUAUGUCUACUGUUCUUGACAUGUGAUAUAUGUGCAGUAGCGACAUGUAUUUCUUAUAAGACUGUACUGUUCUCGAUAUGAACAUGCGUGAAAUACAUGCAGUGGCUACUAAAUUUCUUGGGGAGAUGUCAAUAGCUAACAUUUACAUGUGUAUUUAGUAUCAUUGUACUUCAAAGCUUAACCAGCAGGGCCCUAAUCUGUCCUUUUCAUGGGGGUGGGGGGGGGUAAUUUUGCCCCAUUGCCCCCUUUUAAAAAAUGAAGUAUCUUUUAAAAAAUGAGGUAUCUUUUAUUCCCCCCACACAUGAAUGUUUAAUAUUGUGAAACUAUUUUAAUGAAGGGAUUAACAGGUUGAAUUAUUAAUGUAUUUGUUCAGUUGAGAAUCUUUCUUGAAAACCCACAUUCUAUUGGUUAAAAAUUCACCCAUAUAAGGGCUAUGACCCCUUUCCACAAAAGUGCAAUAGGGGCCCUGUCUAAACCUCUGCAAUUAGGGGUCAAUUUUCACUCGCCUGCAAGCAGUAGAACUUGUUAAUAUUUGUAGAGUUUAAAUUCAAUGACUAAACAGUUAGAUUCGCCAGCUAUCAGUGUUUUAAAAACAAAAUUAGCAUACAUGUUAUGAUUUAUUUGCUGUUUAACAGUUAUUGAAUGAAUUUUAUGCUUAAUUUAGUAUUAUUGAAUGAAUUUUAUGCUAAAUUUCAUAUUAUACAUGUACCAAUUUUCUGUAUAUUAUAUUUUAAUGAAAUGCUAUAUUCGACAAUAUUAAAUAGGUAUUCAAAUGAAAUGAUAUAUUGUCAAUCAAAUUGAAUUGGUAUAUUGUAAUUGUAUAAAUAAAAAGUCCUAUAAGAUACAUGAGUGUAUGUAUAUAUACAUGUAGUUUAUAGUGAUACUAAUUGGAUGUUAAUAAAAAAUAAACGAUUUCCUGAAUUUAUUUGCUCAGGGGUUCUAAAAAUCAGGAUUUAUUCUGAAACAGGGAUCAAGAGCUUUUAACUUUAGACUUUUGUACAGUAUUCGGAACUCCUCGUUCAUUUUCCAUCUACCUUGGAUGUAUACCAGUUGAUCAGAAGAAAUAGUUCAUAAAAUUUUAAAUAAUUAUAUAAGUUGAUUGUAGUUUUCUAACGUGUAUUUUGUGUUACUAAAUUAAUUGCCAGUGAAGUGUAUUAUUGUAUAAUUUAAUAAGAUUCUCAAGAGUUAAGUCAUGAAGUUCAACUGCUAAAUUGAAAUUACUACUAAAUUAUUGGAAGUAUAGUUAAAUGUGAAGAUUUCUGACAUUGUAAACUGUCCAUAUACAUUGGAGGUUGUUUUUGAUGGAAAAUGGCUGAGGAGUUCCAAAUCUAUGUAUAGUUAUAAAGAUCGUUUUUGCCUGGAAAUUUGCAUCAAAAACAGUAGGAAUUACCUUGAAAUAAACAUGAAUUAAAUUGGAAACAGUUUCAAAUCAGGUCCAAGCCCCUUCACCCUGCUUUGCACAUAAAUCCUUUAUACUCAAACAGACCCCCGGCUAUUUUUCAGGAUUGACAACUAACAGCUGUAAGAACCCCUGAAUUGCACUGUUCUUUAAAACUUUUAAAAGGGGUCUUAGCCCCUUUACCCUGCCUUGGGCAUAAAUCCCUCAAACAGACCCCUGGCUCUUUCUUGAUUGAGAAUUAUCAGCUUUUAGAACUCUCGUUUAUUGAAAAAAUUCAGAUAUUUGCAAUCUAAAUUAUGGUUGUGAAUGACAGGAUAGUUGUAAAUUGUAUGACAUAUUUUUCGUCUUAUUUUUAGCUCGUAAAAAGGUUAAUGAAUUGUCAUAAUCUUGGUGUUGAUGUCACCAGCAGCAUUGUCAUGCAAACACUUGUUCAUAACUUGAAAAGCAUUCAAAAUAUAGACUUAGUGUCGAUGUCAUCAGUAACAUCAUUAUGCAAAACCUUUUCCUAAUUCAUAGCUCUUAAACCAUUCAAAUCAUCGUCUAAGUUUUGAUGUCAUCAGUAACAUCGUUAUGCAAAAACUUGAAACUUGUUCAUAGCUCCAAAAACUAUUGAAAUCAUCGUCUUAGUAUUGAUGUUAUCAUGCAAACACUUAAAACUUGUUUAUAACUCUUCAUACAUAUAAAACAUGGUCUUAUUGUUGGUUUCACCAGUAACAUUGUCAUGCAAAAUUUUCAAACUUGUUCAUUACGGGGGUACUCUAAAACCAUUCAAAAUAUUCCAAUGAAACUUGGCACACAUGUAACCAGAGACAAAAUGCAAGGCCGGUCACUCUUACUUUAAAAACUGUUAUGUCAGUUAUUUGAUUGAAAAAUAAACAAGACGAGCAUUUGCAUUCUUGUUAAACGUUCAACACUUUUAAGAUAUUGAAUGUUGCACUGUACCAUGUAUUUGUAAACACAUUUUAGGCCACACCAAUUCAAUUUUUUGUUCAACGUAUUUUAGCUGAAUUUUACGUUUUCAGUAUCAGUUAAAAACAGGAGCAGGUGAUAGCAAAACCUUUUCCCCCUUCAUAAAUUAACACCUCUUAUGAUAAUUCCACAAUUACAGCAUUAUUAACCAUUCCUUAUGUAAGAAAAACAAUACACCAUGAAAUAUUCAUUUUAUAUACAUGUUUCAGAUUUCUUUUCAUGCAAAGAGGGAUACAAAAAAAGCGAUUUUUAAACCAAUGAAUUUUGUGUUAAACUAUAAUUGAGUAUACAUGUUUAAUACUUAUUUAUUUUUAUUUCUGUACACAUGUUUAAUAUUUAUUUAAAAAAAAUUUGGCAGUCUUUGUUUAAUGAAAUUAAAUGUAUACAUUUGUGUAAGCUAUGGGCUGAUUGGUCAGAACUUUGUUAAUGUUAACGACCGGCUGAUUGGUCAGAACUUUGUUAAUGUUAACGCGGUUGUUAACGUCAUCAUUGUUAACUUUCAAAUUUUUUCUUCUCUUGAAAUUUCUUGGAGACCCUUAUGAUCUUCAGUACUUCAAACAAAUUUUGGGACAACUGUUUCAGCCCUGCUUGAUUAAUUGAAAUAUAUUGAAAUAUAUCAGUAUAUCAGUACAGCAUAAAGUAGUUCCUCUUAUAUACUUAUAUACUAAGGGCUAUUCCAUUUAAACAUAUAACCCCCAGGGGGAAGGCAUUUUUAAAUUAUGCAACCCCCCUACAGAAGGAAAUUUACCCUUGUGGGGUCCAAAUUAGCGAAAAACACCCACCUAUAUACUAUUUAGAUAAUUGCCUUCCCCCCGGGGGUUAUAUGUUUGACUGGAAUAGCCCAAAGUGACAAUGUCAUAAAUAAUGUUUUUACAAUGUUCAGAACAAAUGGCCAAUUUGCAUUGUCAUUAAAAUGAGGGACACAAUUUGCACAUGUAUUACUGUAGUCUUUCAUUUUGUUGUUUAGAUUAUAUAAAUUCAUCGUCAGACACCCCCGAUAUACUUCUUCGCUAUGCUUUGUUGUGUACUGUGGGCGAUUUGCUAGAAAAAUCUCGUAAACAUGAAUAAUUAAAUGAGACAGUUUCAUUGGUUCUGCAAGGUACCAACGCCGAAAUACGCACAGACACUCGUACUAAUGUUUUUUGGAGGAAAAAUAAUUUGGCGAACUUGGUCCACCAUUUCACGACAAUUUAUUUAUAAGCAGCCUAAACCCUUAGCCUAUGGAAACAGCUGACAAUAAUGGGUUAUUGAAGUGUAAUGUAUUGUUACUUGCAAAUUCAUUGGUAGAAGAGUUGUCUCCUCUGCCUCAUGCAUAUUCAUUAAAGCGAGAUCUUGCCAGUCAAUUGUCCCAAGGUAUUUAUGAAGUAUAACAGAAUAAAUACCGUGGUUCCCGACGUUGGUAAAUAUUGUAUGAUUGUUUUACUUUCAUGUGCCUCUAGAUAUUUCUUAUUAUUUAUCUUUUGUUGUUUCAAAGAGGUAGCAAGAUAAGUUAAACAUGAUUGCAUAUUUGAUGUCAUUUUACUAUCUUACCCAAGCGCCUCAAUGCUUUUGAAUUACACAAUGAAAACCCCCUGUGUAAUGUCAAUGUUUUAGUUCUGUCAAACCUUUUUUCAAAUGUUUUGGGUUUUGUUAUACAUUGUUUGAAUUUUGGUCAUCUCGAAGUUAGUUAUCUCAAAGUGAUUCUCGAGAUCCAAACGACCUCGAAAAAGCAAGUUUUGACUGCUAAAAAAAUAAUACAAACCUACAGACCCUACACUGGGAAAUGCUUCCUUGAAUUUAGAAAUUUCAUAUAGCAAGUUCAUUAAAAAAAUCCUGAUAAAAAGAGUUACAAUUUACAUGAUUAUACCGAGGAAAAUAUGGUAUGAUUGAAUUAAUGAUUUGAUGCCAAGGACUACUUUAAGAAUUCUAGUUCGUUCAUCUAAGUCUACUUUUUGUGACUGAUAAGAUAAUGGUUUUCAAGCAAGAAAUAUAUUAUGUUUCAGUUGUUUUACCUCAUUGUUAGCAAAUGAAAUGUUGUUUUCCUUUUUGAUCCUGAAGUAACACUGUUAGUUUUUUGAUUGUCUGGAAUGUAUUUCAGAAAAAUUUAAAGUGAAUCUGAUAGGUGUCGUUUAAAGUGACACUCUUAUUCAAAAUCAAUACAUACACAUGUAUAACAAACAUAAGUUUUGAGUGAUACACCUUUAACUACUUACUAAAUAAUGCAUUUAUGGAAAAUAUUAAUUACUGAUAACAAGACUGUAAUCGAGUAUUUAAUAGCUGAAUAUUAAAUGAUUGGUGAAUGCUAAAAGAUUACUGUGAUAUUCUAUAGUCUCAUAUGGUAGAAAUACCUUAUUUUAUGCACAUUUCUUUCAAAUUAAACUUGGUAACCUGCAUAAGAACCAUUGUUUUCAAAAUUUAUUCAUCCUUUUUGGAAUAUUUAAACAAUAUUAUUAAUUGUGAUAAAUCUUAUUUGGGAGUAAGAGUGCAUCUUUAAGUUGGUGGUUAGCAACUUUCGCUGAAAAAUAUAUUCCCAUAUGCUACCAGAGACCAUAUGUGCAGGGGUUAUCCAUAACUCUGUAUUUACUAUCUGUUGAGUAAAUAUGCCCCAUUAUCAGGGGAACAUGGCUUAGAAUAAUAGUGUAUGAUAGUUGGCAUCAGCUUUUAAUGCUCUUGUGUUUGUAAGUGUUUACAAUGAGAAAAUGCAAUGCAAAUUUCAUCCUAUGUAUUCAAGCUGCAUACUCACAGAUUGAUUGUUUUGACUUUUUGUUGUUGUUGUCUUUGAAUGAACCAAUUUUGUGUAAAUUUCUGGAAACAAGUGAUAUAAGACUGCUAAUAAGAGGGCAGUUUUCAUACUGACGUUCGAAAAUUGAUGUAUUAUGGCAUUACUUACUAAAUUUUCAGCAUUUUACCAGAAACUGAGGUCUGCUCUAUUGUUAGUCUUCAUUUAUGACUGAAUUGAAGGCACUGAUGCCAAAAUCAGCCGAUACUGAGACAAAAAAGGGUCAAAAAUCUCAAUUUGUCAGAGUGCAACUUUAAGGUACUAAUUACACGCAUUUUAUGAAAUCUCACUAUUAAAUGUUAUUCUUGUCAAAUUAUUUGCAGCAAUAACUGCUGUAUACAUUAGAUUCAUAACAUUGCUCAUCAUUAUGAUGGGGAAAGAUGAUUUUCUUUCACUGUGAAUUCACGAACCAUUUGAUGCUUUUAAGGCAUUUGAUGUACGCUUAGGCCUAAAAAAUAUAAUUCUAGUUACUGUUACCCAACCGUAAAUAGGUGCUGAAUCUUUGCCAUACAAAGUAAUAAAUUCCAUUCAAACCCAUAAGUAUUUGAUGGGAAACUUCAAGGUUAUAUAGAAUAUAUUUUUAUUAAAGAUAUACAGUUGAACACUGUUAAUCCGAAAUCGUAGGGACCUAAACAUUUAUUUCGGAAUAGCAAUAUUUUAGAUUAACAAUUUUCAGAAAAUGAUAGCUUUUGCGAAUUAUAGAUGACGUGAAUUUCUAAGUUGUGAUACUAUUUUUUCUUUUGAAAUAUGGAACAAAAAAAGUAGAAACUCAAUAACUUGAUGUAUAAUUUAAUUUCAGCCAUUUAUUAAAGAGAUUAAGUUAUCAGCAGGCAAAACCCUUUUGAAUGGUACAAACAUAACAUGGGGUCACCUGUGAUCAGAAUUCAACAUUAUUGCUAAUGGCAUGAUAGAGUGACAAGAUUAUUUGUACAUCAAAUAUCUUUAAUAUUCGUGAUUGCAAUGCUUUGCUAUUUGUUUUGUGUUAGUGUAUUAUGUUCUUGUAUUUUGUUAUAGUUCAUGCCAUAAAAUCGAACAAUAAAAAAAUACAU